This is a messenger RNA of Chanos chanos (milkfish), 1095 nucleotides long. Its product is annotated as guanine nucleotide-binding protein G(o) subunit alpha-like. Gene Ontology annotation, biological process: adenylate cyclase-modulating G protein-coupled receptor signaling pathway. The record is from RefSeq and is a predicted model, not a curated record. NCBI's taxonomy places the organism in Eukaryota, Metazoa, Chordata, Actinopteri, Gonorynchiformes, Chanidae. Gene Ontology annotation, cellular component: cytoplasm; heterotrimeric G-protein complex. The coding region runs from base 1 to 1095 and encodes 364 amino acids. The transcript has 9 exons. Gene Ontology annotation, molecular function: GTPase activity; G protein-coupled receptor binding; G-protein beta/gamma-subunit complex binding.
AUGAGGUCAGUGCGACUGUGUCUUCAGUCAAAGGCUACAGAGGAGGAGAAAAAAGCUCGCACCGUGAGUGCAAAAAUUGACCGAGAUCUGUUUGAUCAAGCCAAGUAUGAGAUGAACACAGUUCAAAUUUUAAUGUUGGGCACCCCAGAGAGUGGGAAGAGCACUCUUGUUAAACAGAUAAAGAUCAUUCACAGCCAUGGGUUUACCAGACAGGAACUCAUCAACUUCAAGCCUGCUGUUUUGGAUAACCUUCUAACAUCAAUGAAGUUUGUCCUACUUGGCAUGGGCAUGUUGCGGAUUAAUCUGGCCAACCAUAAGAACAGGGUGCAUGCUCGCUCCAUCCUGUCCUGUGACUCCUGUGUUGGGGAAGAUCAGGAGUUGCUUCCGUUUGUGGCCCAUGCACUGUGCAGUCUGUGGGCUGACCAGGGGGUGAGAGCAGCAGCGUCCAGGGGCUGUGAGUUUCAGCUCAAUGAUUCUGCCCUCUACUUCUUUGAGAACAUGAACCGUAUUAUUGCUCCAAGCUACAUACCUUCAGAGCGUGACGUACUGAGGGUUCGAGUGAGGACCAAUGGUAUAAUUGAAACUCAUUUCAGAGUGAAUAACCUGCUUUACCGGUUAUAUGAUGUGGGUGGCCAGCGUACUGAGAGGAGAAAGUGGUUUAGCUAUUUUGAUUAUGUAAGGGCUGUUCUCUUUGUGGUGCCACUUAGUGGAUAUGACCGUAAGCUUAAAGAGAAUUCCUCCAAGAGUUGUUUGGAAGAGAGCUUGGAGCUCUUCACCUCUAUCUGCAAAAACACAAUCUUCAGAGCUGCCUCAUUGAUUUUAUUCAUGAACAAAAUAGACCUGUUUCAAGAGAAGAUCACACAUUCUGGAAGACACUUGAGACUGUAUCUUUCAGACUUUAAAGGACCUGACUGUGAUGUAAAUGCUGCAGCCUACCACAUCACUGGCCUGUUUGUGGAAUGUAACACCAUACCAAACAAGCCUGUGUAUCACCACUACACAAACGCCACAGAUACCCGCAAUGUGCAGGAUGUCUUUCAGGUUGUCAUGAACACGGUUGUCAAGGAGAACCUUGAGGCUGUAUCUCUGUUUUAA